Messenger RNA from Daldinia childiae, 654 nucleotides. RefSeq lists its product as uncharacterized. The record is from RefSeq and is a predicted model, not a curated record. Bases 1 to 654 code for a protein of 217 amino acids. The transcript is spliced from 2 exons. NCBI's taxonomy places the organism in Eukaryota, Fungi, Ascomycota, Sordariomycetes, Xylariales, Hypoxylaceae.
AUGCGUCUCGCCGGUCCAUUUACUCUAUUCUUCGCGGCCUGCUCUGCAGCUACGCCGCAAAAGCUUAUGACGCUUCCCGACGCUUCAGAAGCCCCAUUCUCACCACCAACUAUACAGUCCGUCUCCUUCUCCGGAAACGGCUGCCCUCAAAAUGGCGGAAAGAAGCAGGUUUCAGGCGGGUGGCAACACUUUGCGUUUACCCUCCCGGACUUCGCGGCUUCUUACGGCGGAAGCAAACCGAAGUCUGUCAAUUGUCAAGCUCACAUGAACCUGGGCGGAGGUGAACCCGGCUGGCAAGUUGCGCUGAAAGACGUGUGGACUAGGGGUCACAUAGAGUUGGAACCAGAGGUGAAAUUAACGCAAUACAUCACUACGUACUAUAGCCAAGACGCGGCGAAUACGAUCUCUACAGCACAAACCGUGACGAGCCCUUCGAACUCGAGUCUCACUCGGGAUAUUACAAUCCACGCGAGCAUUCCAAAAGAAAGCGCUGUUUGGUCUCCGUGUACAAGAUCGGACGGAUAUGUUGGUAUUUUGAAUGUGAACUUCCGUAUCGCCUUCACUUCGCCGAAUAGCGCGUCGUAUGGGUAUUUUGGCGGAGGAAAGAAUUCAACUGUCAGCGAGAAAUGGGCCUGGAUAUGGAGACGGUGUUAG